CCUGUCCUGGUGACUUCAUGCUGUUCAUUAAUCUUGAAUUAUAUUUAGCUUCUCAUUUCAUAAAAUUUUUUUCAUUAUGCUCCAUUCCUAUCUCCCUUUUCCUGCUGACCUCAUGGCGACUCUGUCCUGCUGACCUCAUGGCGACCCUGUCCUGCUGACCUCAUGGCGACCCUGUCCUGCUGACCUCAUGGCGACCCUGUCCUGCUGACCUCAUGGCGACCCUGUCCUGCUGACCUUAUGGCGACCCUGUCCUGCUGACCUCAUGGCGACCCUGUCCUGCUGACCUCAUGGCGACCCUGUCCUGCUGACCACAUGGCGACCCUGUCCUGCUGGCCUCAUGGCGACCCUGUCCUCCUAAUCUCAUGGUGACCCUGUCCUGCUGACCCCAUGGCGACCCUCUCCUACUGACUACUGGUCCAGCAACUCCGUUUUUUUUUUUAAUUCCGUUCUGUCAACCUCGUCACGGUGACCUUCGUCGUGGUGACCUGGUGCACGACAGACGUGAGCGUGGAACGACAGGACAGCACUACCGACUAUGCAGCAGAUAACUCUUCAGCGGAACAGUCGUCUACGGGGACACCGCUGAACAUGUCACCUCGACGCGGCCAUCCGUUCCUCACAGCAAGACAUGACACCAGUGGGGUAGUCAUCACCACUGGAGGUGAGUCUGGGGACCAAGGUAGCGUGCCCAGCGGUGUCCUGCCCGGCAGUUUAACGCCGUCCAUGCCCCUCAGGGUACGUCAGCACGACGCUCGGUCACACAGCCUGGGCCUGGCCUGCUCUGAGAGUGAGACCUCGCAACCCAACCAGGCGUCUAGCAGCGCGACCGUGUGUGAAGUCUGGUCACAAGAGGACCCAGCUGUGGUGCGCCAGCGAGCACUUCGACAACACUCCUUCUUCCAGUUGCACGUCCACCUGAAGCGUGGGGAGGAUCUGGUGGCCCGGGACGCCUGCGGUAAGCUCCUCCUCACCCAGUACUCAUCCUACCAGUCAGGAGACACCGCCAGAGCAGGCACCAGUGAUCCUUACGUCAAGUUCAAAGUGCAGGGAAAACUGGUGUACAAGUCGAAGACAGUGUACAAGGACCUCAACCCGAGCUGGGACGAGAGCUUCACCGUCGCUAUUGAGGACCCCUUCGAACCUGUUAUGGUUAAGGUGUUCGACUACGAUUGGGGUCUACAGGACGACUUCAUGGGCCUCGCCUCCAUAGACCUCACUACCCUCGAGCUGGACAAGCCCCAGGACGUGGUGUUAGCGCUCUCAGAGGCUGGUAAAUCCACUUACAUGGGACUCCUCCACCUAGGCCUCACACUCCAGCCCAAAACACAAGAGGAAAAGGAGCAGUACCUUCAACGUGGUGGAUCACGGUUAGCAGAGCAGCAGAGGCGUUUAAAGAGUCAAAUAUGGAGCUCUGUAGUAACUAUUGUCCUUGUGGAGGGUAAAAAUCUUCUCCCAAUGGAUCCAGACGGUACCUCAGAUCCCUAUGUUAAGUUUCGGCUUGGGAAUGAGAAAUACAAAAGUAAAAUUGAGCUGCACACACUGAGUCCCAAGUGGUUGGAGCAGUUUGACUUUCAUCUUUUUGAAGAUCAGAGCCAGAUCUUGGAGAUCACUGUCUGGGAUAAAGAUGUUCGAAGUAAAGAUGAUUUUAUGGGCAAGUGUAGCGUAGACAUAUCGCAAUACGAGCGUGAAAUAACACAUCACAUAUGGGUGGAUUUGGACAAGGGAGCUGGGUCAUUAUUCCUCCUACUUACUAUAUCUGGCACAACUUCCUCAGAAACUAUAUCGGACCUUCACAGCUAUCAAGAAAAUCCAAAGGAGCUAGAGAAUAUAUCAAAUAAAUACAAAUUAUCAAGAACUCUUCACAAUCUUAAAGACAUUGGCCAUCUCAGAGUGAAGAUUUUCAAAGCACAGGGAUUAGCUGCAGCUGACAUAGGAGGCAAGAGUGAUCCCUUCUGUGUCUUAGAGCUUAUUAAUGCCAGACUUCAAACUCAGACAGAGUAUAAAACGCUCUCACCAACUUGGAACAAGAUAUUUAGCUUUAAUGUCAAGGACAUCCACAGUAUACUAGAGGUGACUGUAUAUGAUGAAGACCGAGAUCAUAAGGUGGAGUUUCUAGGCAAAGUUGCAAUCCCACUUCUGAAGAUUAAGAAUGGCGAGAAAAAAUGGUAUGCCUUAAAGGAUAAGAAACUCAGAGCAAGAGCCAAAGGAAAUAACCCAGAGAUCCUCUUAGAGUGUUCUGUAGAGUGGAACCCAAUUCGAGCUGCUAUCAGAACUUUUACACCUAAAGAAGAAAAGUACAUGCAGAUGGAGCAGAAAUUUAAACGUCAAGUGUUCAUUACAAAUGUAAACCGCCUUAAGGCAUGCAUCAUGGAUGUCUAUGAAAUGGGAAUGUUUGUCAAGUCUUGCUUUGAGUGGGAGUAUCCAGUCAGAAGUACUAUAGCCUUCAUUGUGUUCAUGGUUGGAACGUACUGCUUUGAACCAUACAUGAUUCCUAUCAUCUUGUUAAUCCUGUACCUCCGAAAUUAUAUUAUACUCUCAAUAGUUGGCACUAUGAUGCACAGAGAAGAAGAUAAUGAUUACUCUGCGGAUGAAGAUGAGGCUGAUGAUGAUGACAAGGAUAAGAGUGGGAAUCCAGAGGAAGAAAAGAAAACCUUGAAAGAGAGAUUGCAAGUUAUACAAGAAGUAACAGCUACAGUUCAGAAUGCAAUAGGAUUCAUAGCAUCCAUUUGUGAGAGCUGCAAAAAUACAUUCAACUUCUCGGUGCCAUUCUUAUCAUGGUUGUUGAUCUUGGUGCUGUUGGUGGGGAUAGUGAUACUGUAUUACAUCCCCAUCCGCUACUUGGUUAUGUUGUGGGGAGUCAACAAGUUCUCACGCAAGUUGAUCCGCCCACACUCCGUGAUUAACAACGAAAUAUUAGACUUCUUAUCUAGAGUACCAGAUGAUGAAAUAUUGCGUGACUGUCGUGAAUUGCGUCCAGUGCCCCAGUCUCACGAUGAAAAGAGAAGAGAGCAUCGGAAAAAGAAGAUGAAUUAACACCCUGUAUCAGGGAUGCAUAUACAUACCAGGGUUUCAUAAUUACCCUUUCACUUCUGAGGCUCUCAAGGGUGUCUUGUGUAACAAAAUACUAUUACUGUACAUUCAUGGAGGGAGUGCUAAACCUGUAGAGGUUAUACAGCACCCUCACUAGCAUAAAGAAAUCUUCCUGAGGAAUGAAUAACACUUAAAUUUAAUGUAAUUCUGUAUACAGUAGACAACCACCUUUCGCGCCAGUUAGGUUCCGGAAAAACAAAGCUAUAUGUGUAAAUGUGAUGGUUGGGGGUGAAAAACUUGUGGGAAAAAUUGGGUUAUGUGCCAUGACACCUCAAAAAGAGAAGCCAUACAAGUUUUUCAAUCCUUAAUUCUUUCAUUGGCCAUGCAGUAGUACUACAGCUGUGAGGUCAUUGUCCGUGCCAGAGUACUUUGCCAUGAGCUCAGCUCACUCAGAUAAGCUGUGGGGUCAGUUUGGGCCUAGUUAUGAGAGAAUGGGUCUGUGCACUAAGUGUGCACCACAUAAAAAAUCCUGCAGCAUGCAGUACAUAACGAGAAAAAACUGCAAACGUGCUUUUGGUUUAAUACCCUUUACCAGGCCUGGAGAGGGGUGAUCACCCUUUUCCACUCCUGGUAAAGGGUUAAAACAGUAACUUUGUGGUGUAUUUUUGUAUGGUUUUAAUGGUUGUAUUCUCGGUUUUUUGGUUUCAUUUGAUGGAAUGGAAGAUAUAUUACAGAAAUACAGAUGAUUUUGAUUGGUUUCAGGACUGAAAAUAGCUUGAAACUGAGCUCAAAAUGGUGGAAAUGUUCGAUUUUUGCCGAUAUUCAAGAGUAAACAAAUCACGUCACUCGUCCAGUACACAUCCAACUGGUGGGUCUGUAUGCAUUCAUGAAUGCGCUGUUAUUAUUUAUACAAUAAUUGUAAUGUCUCAUAACAAUAAAUCUUUAAUUUUUUGUGUGAAUAAAAAGUCAAAAUGGAAUUUAUGUGUAAAGCCUGGAAUGUAAUUAAUGAACAGAGGACAUGUUAUUUUAGUGCCAGGAAUGCCUGCAUUGUUUAUUCUGAACUCUGUUUUGACACUGGAAUAUUUUGAAAUUUGUGUGAAAUUGGCCAAAUUACCAAUUUCUGAUCACUUUAUUGCAUAGUUGAGAUAGUUGAUUGGGUGAUUUCUUGUGCUCACUCAAUAAAAUGGAAGACAUACUACCAAAAUAGCUAAGAAUUUGGCCAACUGGAACAAUGUAAUUGGCUUAAAAUAAGACUCAAAUUUGGCAAAAUCGCCAAUAUGUAAAUAUCACUGACACAGCAAAAUUUGUGAAAGCGUAAUUUUGUCAGUUUUCCAUCAAAUUUUGUAUUUUUUGUUUUAUUACCAUCAGAAAAAUAUUCUCUACCAUUUUGUAAGAAAAAAAAUUGAAAAUUCUUGGACAAUGUGGACAGGUUUCGGAUUAAAAAUAUUAAUAUUGUACUAUUUUUUGACAAUCUACUUUGCAGAUGUUGUUUCUUGAUCUAAAAAUGUGGUUAUAGCGAGGUUUAGACCUCAUACAUGUACAGUAUACAAUUUGACUUAGAUGAGUUAUCCAAGAUUAAAUUUGCAUAAUGUACUUUUUAUGUUCCCAUAACAUGUCAGGACCAUUGUGAAAAAAAAAUUGUAUAUGUAACCAAAACCUAAAUAAAAAACUUGUUAAAUAAACCUAAGUAAAACUCUAGGGAAAUGUGUGUUUGACACAGUUAACAUGUAUUCCAUAGAAAGUUGGCAUGCACUCCUUCCAUAGAAAAUGGACAAUUCCUAGGGCUAUUAUUUCUUCACGUAGUUUUCUUGUUUUUUACACAAAUAACCCACACAUAGGUGAAUGAAAUGUCUGACAACGUUUCAGUCCCACUUGGACCAUUAACUAGUUAAUUGUCCGAGUCAGACUGAAACAUAAUCUUAAGUUUCAUUCUCCUGUGUGCAGGUUAUUUGUGAAUUGUUCCAGUCAUAGUAUUGUGCCUUUUUAUUCCUUUCCUGUUUUUCUUUUAAAAUCACUGACUUAACUUUUAUUCCUCUUAGUGCCUCCAGUAUUGCUAGUAUGUCUUUUUUUAUUAUGCCAUGGUUAAUAUCCAGAGACAAGAUAGUGAUAAAAAGAAACCAGAGUGAACAAAAGAGUAGACUGGUGGAGUAGCAGCAGCAUGGGGCUAUGAGUGAAUGAGGCAGCCUGCCUCUUCUCCUCCCUCCCUCCCUCCC
Messenger RNA from Cherax quadricarinatus, 5243 nucleotides. NCBI's taxonomy places the organism in Eukaryota, Metazoa, Arthropoda, Malacostraca, Decapoda, Parastacidae. The record is from RefSeq and is a predicted model, not a curated record.